Lactuca sativa (garden lettuce) is the source of this 728-nucleotide messenger RNA. Its product is annotated as small ribosomal subunit protein uS12. Gene Ontology annotation, cellular component: small ribosomal subunit; ribosome. NCBI's taxonomy places the organism in Eukaryota, Viridiplantae, Streptophyta, Magnoliopsida, Asterales, Asteraceae. Gene Ontology annotation, biological process: translation. Gene Ontology annotation, molecular function: structural constituent of ribosome. The record is from RefSeq and is a predicted model, not a curated record.
CCAUAACAUAAGAUGCAUUUUCAUAUAUAACUCAGCGUCAUUGGCCUUCCAUAUCAUCCACGAUUAGGGUUUUAAGCAGCCGAACGUUGCUCGCCAAAAACUAGAUUCGGAUCGCUUCCGUCUCGCAAACAUGGGUAAAACACAUGGAAUGGGAGCUGGACGCAAGCUAAAGUCCCAUCGCAGGCGACAAAGAUGGGCAGACAAGUCAUACAAGAAAUCUCAUCUUGGAAAUGAAUGGAAGAAGCCAUUUGCUGGUUCUUCUCAUGCGAAAGGCAUUGUUCUUGAAAAGAUUGGUAUUGAGGCUAAGCAGCCUAACUCUGCUAUCAGAAAGUGUGCUAGAGUUCAACUCAUCAAGAAUGGAAAGAAGAUUGCUGCUUUUGUUCCCAACGAUGGUUGCUUGAACUACAUUGAAGAGAAUGAUGAAGUCUUGAUUGCUGGAUUUGGGAGAAAGGGGCAUGCUGUGGGAGAUAUUCCUGGAGUUAGGUUUAAGGUUGUGAAGGUUUCUGGUGUAUCUCUUUUGGCUCUUUUCAAGGAGAAGAAGGAGAAGCCAAGAUCUUAAGUUUUGAAGAGGUGGUUUACAUUGUUAUUAAAUUUCAUACUUUUUUCAAAGAGCCUAAAUGGUAUUGUUGUCUUUAUGACUUGUUUUGCAGACAAUGCAUCAUUAAUUUCGGUAGUGUGUACUUAUUUUUGAAGUAUUUUACAUAAAUUGUUCAUGUGGUUUUGUCCAA